AUGGGCUUCGGGAACGGCUUCAAGUUGAAGUUCGAGGCGGGUUUUGGAAGGGUGUUCGAGGCAGGGGUCAAGGCCAGAUUUGAAGCAGGAUUUAAGGCGGAGAUCAAGGCAGGAAUCGAGGUGGAGACCGAGGGAAGAUACGAGAGAAAUUCGAGGCGGGGUUCGGGAGGGGGUUCGAGACAGAAUUCGGGAAAGGCUUCAAGGCGAAGUUCGAAGCGGGGAUCGAGAUGGGGUUUGAAGGAAGGUUCGAGGCGUCGUUCCGGAAAGGAUUCGAAGCAGGGUUCUAGACGGGAUUCAAGGAAGGGAUCGAGGUGGGUUCAAGGUAGGGAUCGAGUUGAGGUGAAGUUUGAAGCGGGGGAUCGGGGUAGGGUUCGAGUGGGGUUCGAGACGUCCUUUGAGAAGGGAUUCAAAGCGAGGAGAUUAGAUGCGGGGCUCGAGACGGGUUUUAGAAGGGGAUUCGAGGCAGAGUUCAGGGCCGAAUUCAAGGAGGAGAUCGAGGCAGGGUUCGGGAGGGCGUUCGAGACAGGGUUCGAGGAGGGCUUCAAGGCGAAGUUCGAGGUAGGGUUCAAGGCAGGGAUCGAGUUGGAGUUCGAGGCAAGAUACAAGGCAGGGUUCAAAAGGGGGUUCAAGACAAGGUUCGAGAGGGGUUUCAAGUUGAAGUUCGAGGCGGGAGAUCGAGGUGGGGUUCUAAGGGUUCGAGGGGGGGUUCGAUACGUCGUUCGAAAAGGAAUUCGAGGCGGGGUCCAAGACAGGGACCGAGGUGGGGUCCGAGGAAUAACAUGA
Diachasma alloeum is the source of this 783-nucleotide messenger RNA. RefSeq lists its product as uncharacterized. The transcript is spliced from 2 exons. NCBI's taxonomy places the organism in Eukaryota, Metazoa, Arthropoda, Insecta, Hymenoptera, Braconidae. The coding region runs from base 1 to 783 and encodes 260 amino acids. The record is from RefSeq and is a predicted model, not a curated record.